Panicum hallii is the source of this 1590-nucleotide messenger RNA. Its product is annotated as F-box protein At1g52495-like. The coding region runs from base 174 to 1262 and encodes 362 amino acids. Gene Ontology annotation, molecular function: protein binding. The record is from RefSeq and is a predicted model, not a curated record. NCBI's taxonomy places the organism in Eukaryota, Viridiplantae, Streptophyta, Magnoliopsida, Poales, Poaceae. The transcript has 2 exons.
UUGCUGAGUCAGAAAAGCCCAGCACCACUCACUCACUCUCUCGACCCAUCGGCCGAUCCCCUCCGUCGUCGGCGGCGCCGUCCGCCGCCCUGCGCCGCCUUCGAUCUCUCCACCCGCCGCUCCAAUCGGCCGAUCAGAGUCAGAUCAUGUCCGUGUCCCCGUAGGCUUCGGUGAUGGCUCCGCCGCGGCCGCGCUCCCCGCCGACGACCCGGGCCAUGCGGGCGCGCGCCGCCGCGAGCUCCGACAGGAUCCCCCCGGACGUGCUGUUCGACGUCCUCCUGCGCCUCCCGGCGAGAGACCUCUGCCGCCUCCGCGCCGUCUCGCGCUCGUGGCGCGCCCUCGCCUCCGACCCGCUCUUCGUCGCGGCGCACGCGGCGCGCCAUGGGGGCCCUCUCUUCCUGGCCAUGUUCCAGGACGACAAGACGAGCGUCUACGCCGUCGAUCUGUCCGGCGACGUCGUGAAGCGGGUCGCCGCCGGCGCUGGCGGCGGCCCUUAUCACCGGCUGCUCUGCACGCGCCUGGACCUCGGCUGCCUGGCCACUGACUGGAACAGGUGCAGCGUUCUCGACCCGGCUACCGGAGCUGUUCACGUCCUGCCGGAGAGGCCGGCAGAGGAGCAUGCCAAUUGUGUCAACUUGAGCAAUCCUUACACCUUCUUCGCGCUCGGCAGGGUCGCCGCCACAGGAGAGCACAAGGUGUUCCGGAUGUUCAACCGGCUUGGUUUCCAUAAUGGCGGCCAGCAGAUCUUUGAGGUGUUCACCAUCAAUGGCGGUACUGAUCAUGCGCGGUGGAGAGGACGGCAGGGCCCUGGUCUCUUCAUUGACGAGUGCAGCGGUGUUGCCGUCAAUGGAGUCGUCUAUUUCUUGACGAGCAGAGUUUAUGAAGGUGCCUGUUGUGGGAUUCGACCGGACUACAUCGUGUCAUUUGACCUUGGAAGAGAGGAGUGGAUGAGAGAUCUCCGAGGCCCGAUAAGUAGCAAUGCUGGAUAUGCGAAGGUGUCACUUUACACGAGACACCAACUUGCUUUGGCAGAACUGAAAGGCUCUCUAGUUCUUGCAGACCACCAUCACCAGCCGUUUACCAUGGACCUAUGGUUUCUGUCGGACUUUAGGAGUGGGCUCUGGGUGAAACAGUACCACAUUAGGAUUGAAUCGUUAAACUUGAGGUCAGCAGAUGAGUACCAUCUUAAACCAUUGUUGGUGUUAGAUGAUGGGAGAUUGGUUCUUUAUCUAGCACCUACAGGACAGGUUGUUCAUAUGUGAUCCAGGAACCAGUAUUUUUAUCCAACUGGAUAUGAGACGUCUUGAUUCAGUUGGUGUGUACACAGGAAAUCUCUUGAAUUCAGAAGAGAGUGAGAGGGUGUAGUAUUGUCAUGACUUCAAUUCAUAGUUACUGUUCUCCUAGCUUUCGGCACUGAAUGUUGUAUGAAUGUUGCUAAUGGUGGAUGGGAUUAUUGUACAUCGGUGUUUGAUGUUGCCAUUUCCUUAUCCCUCUACUACUUUAGAAUUAAAGCAUGCUUGUGCAUAAAUAUUUGAGUAAAUUAUUUGGGUGCAGCGGCACAUGUUUCUGCAGCACCAAGAGUUGUGUGCA